Molecule: messenger RNA, 18650 nt
Organism: Dunckerocampus dactyliophorus (ringed pipefish)
Lineage: Eukaryota; Metazoa; Chordata; Actinopteri; Syngnathiformes; Syngnathidae
Product: ethanolamine kinase 2-like
Exons: 8
Coding region: 157-1227 (356 amino acids)
Biological process (GO): phosphatidylethanolamine biosynthetic process
Cellular component (GO): cytoplasm
Molecular function (GO): ethanolamine kinase activity
Source: RefSeq, a predicted model, not a curated record
UCUUUGACUGGACACAACAACCUGCACUCGUGCAUUUAGAAACAAAAGAAGGAAUCAGUUCAUUGUGAUGGUAUCGGUCCAGGUUUAGAUGAUACAAAAACGUGGACCACUGUCAGCUCUUUUGCUUCUGAGGGAGUUUGAUCAGAUGAGGUCAAGAUGAAUAGGAGCAAUCAGCUUCUCCACAUCGACAUCAACAUAGAUGAGAACGAACCUGACAGAGGCGUCCUGGACCUCCUCAGAACUGUCAGACCUCACUGGAGGUCUCAAGACAUCCACAUGAAGACCUUCACUGAGGGCCUCACCAACCGUCUCCUGGGCUGUUACGUGGACCAGUCCGACACUGUUCUGGUGCGUCUGUACGGCAGGAAGACGGAGCUCUUUGUGGACCGCCAGCGAGAAGUGGAGAUGUUCCAGGUGUUCCACACCCAUGGCUGCGGUCCUGAGAUCUACUGUAGCUUCCAGAACGGACUCUGCUACCAGUUUGUUGAAGGAACCGUGCUGGAGGACCCUCUGCUCUACCAGCCCUCCAUCUACAGAUUGAUCGCGGCAGAGAUGGGGAGAAUCCACUCCAUCCAGACUAAAUGCGCUCGCCCCCCAGAGCCUUUCCUGUGGACCAAAGUGUCCCACUUUCUCACGCUUCUGAAGAACGGCGGCCACCACAGCCCCGUGCAGACGCCGUGCACAAAGAGUUCCGCAGCCAGCCAGCAGCUGCCCAGCGUGGUGACGCUGUCAAAGGAGGCGGAGUCACUAGAGCGACACCUCUCGCUGGUCGACUCGCCGACCGUGAUGUGUCACAACGACCUCCUGACCAAAAACAUCAUCCACGACCGCAAGCAGGGCAGGGUGAAAUUCAUCGACUACGAGUAUGCCGAUUACAACUAUCAAGCCUUCGAUAUUGGCAAUCACUUCAAUGAAUUUGCUGGUGUGGAUGAUGUCGACUACAGCCGUUACCCAAGCUGCCAACUGCAGAGCGACUGGCUGGAGGCCUACCUGGAGAGCUACAAGCACUGCAGAGGGCAAGACAUCACCGUCACCGGGGCCGAAGUGACGCGACUCUACCUUCAAGUCUGCAAGUUCUCUCUGGCUUCAAACUUCUUCUGGGGUCUGUGGGCCGUCCUCCAGUCUCAAUGCUCGUCUCUUGAUUUUGACUUCCACAGGUACGCCACGGCGCGACUCAACCGCUACUUUGAAAAGAAAGAAGAAUAUUUUUCGCUUUCUCUCAGCUGAAAAGGCGUUAGGUGAUGUAUGUAAUGUAUUUCCACUGAAAGUGGCCUCCACUGUAAUUCACUCUGUUGCUAACCCAAACAGCAGCUCCCACUGAGGCACGUAAACAUGAACGAAAGGGCGCCACUCAUGUCUUACAUGUGGGACAACGACAACAUCUUCCCCAGCAAUUAGAUGUGUUUUAUGUAGUUGCAUGCUUCAUUUUGAAAUAAACUAUUGUAGACCAUGUUAGCUGUUAAUUAGCACAUUCAAUGAAACCAUUGUUGCUGGAUGUUUAUGCAAUGAAACCUACAAGAGUUUAAACAAUUCAAAUAGAACUUUGUGCAGGUCACGCUUGUUUAAAGACACGCAGUCUGGCAGAGCGCAGCGGCCUCGUUAGUGUUUUUAAUCGUCGCCGUUUGUAGAAAUUGAACCACAAUAGUUCAGCCCUCGGUGGCCUUUAACGGACGGAGAACCUUCCAUGAGCACAUUGUUUCCACAGCUGUGCCCACAUUGGCCUAAACAUCAUCACAAAUCUCUUAACCCCUUCAAAUUCCUGGAUUUUUUUUUGUGGCUAAAACGUCUAAACAAGUCGUACCCAAAGCUGCCCUUGAGCCAUGUGGAGUCGACGCAUGGCUUUAGGCUCUUUUGAUAGACAAUAAGCUGAAUUUUUCAAAAUGGCGCCGCCAACUACUGGACUGGCAUGCAUAUUACAAGGCGUUUGUAUCGUUUGGAGCUCAGUGUGUCCACUUUGCGUUGCUAAAAACAAAGUUAAAGGUCUAGAAGUUUGCAAAAAGUAGCAGGCAUUGUAUCUGUGAGGAUGGAGGCAGGUCAGCUGACUCAGGCAGAUGGGGGAGCGGGUGCUGCAACAUUGGCAUUCUUUACUUGUUUGACAGCCGUGCAUAGUUGCACUCAUCAAGGCUACAGCUGUGUCUUUGAACACGACAAUGGCGCUACUUUUAAAGUGGCAUUUUUCCCGGUGCAUAUAAUAUUUAAUUAGUAGACUAUCGCACUUAAAAGGACCCAAGGACUUUGCAUGAAAGAGCAAAGAAUUGGCCUUUUGUCCAUCGCCAUUUUGCAGAAAAAGUGCUGUAGAUUUGGUCUCCCGGCGCCACAAAUUGCAUUAGAGGAGCAGUAUAGGUCUUUGUGCAAACCUUUCAACGAUUUUUAUUUUUUUACAUGUAAAACAUUCUUUUAUUCAGGUAUUGCAUUUAGAUUUGUGUUAUUGUUGAAGGCUUGCCAAGGCUGCUGACCCCCGCUGUUGUGCCAACACCUCCUCACAAUUGACACGUGUUCAUUGGACUAGCUAGCUAAUGUACACGCUCGCUGGUGCAGCCUUGCUCGCACGUUCUCAAAAGGAAACAUUUUGUCAUUAUCAGCAAGUCAAGUCCUUUCAGAAAGAUCUUUAUUUUGUCACAUGUACAAUGUACCGCAACGUUUGUCUUUAUAUUUAACCCAUCCUCUCACUAUGCUCUAUGAAGACUGCGAGUUUCACCGACUCACUGGUACCCUACGAAGACUCGAGUAUCAUUGACUCACUGACGAAGCCUCGUGUUGCAGUCACUCACGGGUGCUCAAUGAGGACUGUGAGCUUCACUGACUCAUGGGUGCCGGACGAAGAUUGCCAGUUUCACUGACUCACUGGUACCCGAGGAAGACUCGAGUUUCACAGACUCACUGAUGCUCAACAAAGCCUCGCGUUUCAGUCAUUCACGGGUGCUCGACGUACACUUAGAGUUUUACUGACUCAUGGGUGCUUGACGAAGACGCAUGCUUCACUGACUCACGGGUGCUCAAGGAGGACUGUGUGUUUCACUGACUCAUGGGUGCUGGGCGAAGACGAAUGCUUCACUGACUCACGGGUGCUCACUGAGGACUGGUACCCGACAAAGACUCGAGUUUCAUUGACUCACUGAUGCUCAACGAAGCCUCAUGUUUCAGCCACUCACGGGUGCUUGACGUAGACGCAUGCUUCACUGACUCACAGGUGCUUGACAAAGACUGUGAGUUUCACUCACUCAUGGGCGCUGGCCUACGGAGCCCCGGAGGGGACAUGGAGAAAAAAAAAUAUGAUGUGUAAAAAAACCAAACAUUUACAUUCCCUCGCAAAACUUUUGCAAGAUAAAGCAAAACAGUUUUGCGAGGGAACGCGAAAGAGACUGUGGUAAAGCUGGAAACUUCGGGGAUCAAUAACUCCCAAGUGAAUGGUUCUAACAUAGCAAACCAUACCUCUUUCCAACCGUGGCAACACAGACAAACCGCUACAACCCAGUGUAACGGAUGCCAGCCUGUGAGGCUGUGCAAGUGCACGUUGGUAAACCUCACUCCCUCUGCCUCAAGAGCUGCGCUGAACACGCGGUCGACAGUCUUUCUGGGCUUUUGGUCAGCGCUCUCGCCUCCCAUUACGAAGGUCCUGUGUUCGAGCCCCGGUGCGGGCGGUGCGAAACAGGGCGGGUUACACCAGUUUUUAUCAAAACGAGCCGUCUUCUGAGCAGUCUGACUUAUAUUGAUCUCUAGGAGAAGCCGGCAGCGAGACCGGAGCGCAGGGACCGUCUACAAAUGUCUUCUUUUUCUUCUGUAUUAUGGCGGUUUGCACUGCACAGAAGACGGCUCGAAAAAAAAACUCGCUGUUGUGAGGGAACAAAACAGUUUUGCGUUAUCUCGCAAAAGUUUGUUCGUUUUUUUUUUUUCUCCAUUUGUUUUCUCCAUGUUCCCUCCGGGGUUCCAUUACUGGCCGAUCGAUUUUCUUAAAAACAGAAUGUUAACUGCAUAUUGACUGUCAGUAAAGGCUGCAGCUUAAGAAGGCCAAGUGGACUUUAUAUUUUGCAGGCGUGAUUAGAUGUGGGACAAGUCAGUGGUUGGUUAAAUUGGGGCGGGAUCUGGAACUUGUUCCGACAAGCGACUCGAGUACCUGAUUCACUUCAGUGAGUAACUCAUAAGAUAAUGAAUGCGGUGAGUUGAUUGUCUCUGCCAAGCGCAAAAGCUGAUGUUGUCAACGCAUGGUGAGUUAGCAAGAAUUUGAGAAAAAAAAAUUGUUAUUGAAAAACUCAUUAGCAGAGAAAUAAUGGGCCUCAUUCACGAACAUCUUAAAAGUCUUCUUAAGAAGUGUACUUAAGAAGGCGCGGGUUGGAAACUGCGCCGCAUUCACGACACGUUCUUAAGUAGGGAUAAUCGUUCGCACCGGUGUUCUUAGGUUGAUGAAUGCCAACUGCUAUGCACGUGCAUGUGAGGCCUAAUUUGCAUAGGUCACCGCCUAUUAUUUCCUAUAUAAGGUAAAAAAUGUGCCGUGCGCAACGGGCAGCUGGAGGCGGAGAUGGCAACGUGCAAGGGCAAGACUGAGAAGCAGCUGGACAACAAACGAAAGAAAAACUUCAAUUCUACUGAAAUAGAGGUGCUUUUACAAGGAGUGACCGAACACAAGACCACCUUAUUUUCAAGUGUAUCCACCGGUCAUCAGGCCAUCCAAAAAGAGUCAGCAUGGAGCACCAUUGCAGGAAACAUAAAUGCUGUUUCCACGUAGAAACGCACCACCGCAGAGGUUAAAAAGAAGUGGUUUGACUUAAAAUAGACUCAAAAAAAGAUUGGACAUAUUUGCAAUGGAGAAUUCCUGGAUUAAUGAGAACCUUCACAAAGAAUCAGAAUGUUUGCCUCUUAUUUCUUAUUUCUUAAGCAUAAAUAAACUAAAACCUAAUAUUAAAUACUACAAAACCUACUGUACCUUUUCUGGUUUGUAGAGCAGCCUUCCACCUGCAGUGUCCAAUCACAUCCAGCGUCCCUUGAGUAUACCGAUGGUGCGCUCCACGGAGGAGCGUGUACGUGUGUGCUUUUGGUUGUACAUUUGUUCUUGUGGGGUUUGCGGCUUAUUCAAUGGUGUCAUGAGCCAAGGUGCCAGGGCAUAGCCUCGAUCACCUGUAAAAUAACUUAAUGACCACAUAACAUGCAAAAGGUAAGAAAUUAACAUUUUACGCAUCGAUUAACCAUCUGUCGCAUGCUGCGCCAUGACUCAGGCGCAUCACAACGGAGGAAUUUCGGAAAAUGUAGGAGUCGUGUGUACCUCCAGGGAAACUUGGCAACAACAUUCAGAAUCUUCUUGCGAAUCUGAGAUGAUUUGGAUAUUAAUUGAGUGAUACCGUUUGCGAUUGAGGUAGGGAAAUGGAUGAAUGAAUUGGGAUUUGAAUAUAUAUUUAUCCAUGGAGUAUAUUUUAGUUGUUUUGAUGAAAAAUAAUUGUUGGGAUAUUUUAUUUGCACUACAUUUUUUGGGAUCAGGUUGCAAAAUCCAUCAUGAGGGCGAUUGCGCAUUGAAAGUGCAAGCUUUGCUUGUGCGUAAGAGUCCUCCUGAGCGUUCGUAGAAUUUGUUCUUAGAGCUAAGAACUGUGAGUGAAGAACACGUUUCGUGAAUGCCAAAAAUCUUCGUAAGAAGGCUUUAAGAACACAUUUGUGCGUAAGAACGUUUCAUGAAUGAGGCCCAAUAUUCUGUGACAAACUGUAGUUUAAGAUUUUUAUAGCAAUAGCUUCAAUAAUAUCUAGCGAGCAAGAUUUUGUAAAAAAAACCAACAACAACAACAACAAAAACAGGUGGAAGGGAGUUCCAAAGCUUGGGGGCAAAGGCAGCGAUUUUCAGAAGCUAGUUAUAGCUUCAAUAAUAUCUAGGAAACAUGAUUUAGAUCCCCCCCAUAAUUUUUUCACAAAAAAAAUGUAUUAAGAAAAUAAAUAUCAUUAGCAGAAUUUUGCAAUAAUACCUACGGAGCAAGAUUUUGUAAAAAAAUACCCCCCCCCCCCAAAAAAAAAAAAAAAAAAAACAAUUUUUUUCACAAAUAAUAUUUGGUUAGUAAAAUUGUUAAGCAAAAUUUCAUGAGAAAAUUUUGCAAAAAUAAAAAAUUAAAAUCUGUCAAAUACGGAUUAAAAUUAAUAUAGUUAUAGCUUCAAUAACAUGUAGGAAACAAGAUUUAGAACCCCUCCAUCAUUUUUUUCACAAAAAUAUUUUUACAAAAAAAAUGUGCAGAAUUUAGCAAUUCCUUCCAAAAAAACAUUUUCGCGAAUAACUGUAGUUUAAGAUUUAUAUACGUAGUUAUAACGUCAAUAAUAGCUAGGAGGCAAGAUUUUGUAAAAAAAAACAAAAACAAAAACGAUAUUGUUUCACGAAAAUAUUUGGUAAGCAAGUUUAGCAGGCAGAUUAAUACGCAAACAUUUAGUGGGGUUAAACAUACAAAUGUUUACUCACUAUUUCGGUAUGUUUUGCAGGCCGCAGUAGGCUCAUUAAUGAGGGUUAGUUUAUUACCUGGGGCAAGUGUAAAAGUCAGUUAGUGUAUGUCGACGUUAGUUGGCAAGAUUUUCUUUUAUUACACUUUUUUCACCCAAAUAUUUGGUUAGUAAAACUGUCCUGCAAAAAUUGAUUAGAAUUUUGCACAAAAAAAAUCUACGAAAAAACAGAUUUAGGUAGUUAUAGCUUCAAUACAGUAAUAUCUCGGAAUAGGAGGCAUUAACACAUAAUAUUAUUUCAUAAUAAGGCCAGGGGUCGUACUUUGACGAACUCCUAGGGACUUUGAGCAAAUGAGGAAAUCAAAGUCACAGAUACUCGUAAAAAUUAUGGGUGAUUAACAUGAAUGGUUGUUUGUCUAUAUGUGCCCUGCGAUUGGCUGGCGACCAGUCCAGGGUGUACCCCGCCUGUUGCCCGAAGUCAGCUGGGAUAGGCUCCAGCAUGCCCCCGCUACCCUAAAUAGGAGAAGCGGUAUAGAAAAUGGAUGGAUGGAAGACAUUUUUCACGAAAAGGUCACUUUUUUACGGAAUAGACUUUUAGUAUGAAAUUCUAUUAAUUGUGCAAUAUGACGCGCAGUCAUAGUGCAGUAGAAGUGCAGUCCGCUCACAGUCAAAUUAAAACACAUUUUAGUUCUCGCGAAGACAAACACUAACUGGCAAACAUGAUCAAAAUGUACGACUUCUUUUUAGGCGACGAGUCAUGUUUCAGACAGGCAAAAAGUGUGUGUGGCACACAAAAAGAGUGACAAAGUGGGCGGUGACACUAAAGUUGAUUUGGGAAUUCCAAUUAGAUUUACGAUGUGGCUGCGUAUGGCGGGAGAUGCCGGGAUCGACCGCUCGCAAUGCCAGGACCGCCGCGUGCAUGCCACACCGCCGUCACAAUGUGUGGCAUUACCUCACAUACACACACACACACACACACACACACACACACACAGUGGAACAAUAGGCCACAUUUACUGUAACGGGCCCUCAAAAUCCAAAGGAAAAGCUCCAGUUUGGAAAAAGAAAUGUGUGUGUUGGAAAUAAUUAGCAGCGUGGAAAGAAGGCGCCGUAGCCGAUGCAGUCAUGGAAGUAGAAGGUCGCGCGGCAGCACCUGUAACUUGUGCAAAGUUGUCAAACACACAACACACAUUCAUGCAAACACACAAACGCCUGAAAAGCCAAUGAAAAGUCUGCACUUGUUGAUUUAUUUAUUGUUUUUUUUUAUCUUGAUUGUCUUUCUCACCAGUAUUAUGUGUACUGACACUUUUUAGAGCCACAGUUGGCUAAUAAAUACAAUGAAAUGUUAAAACGCACAAAAUAGCCAUCACAGAAAGUGUGCGUUUGCCAGCAGGAGGCGCUCCUGAGGCUCACCGCAUCUUGAAAAGAGCUUGAGGUUAACAGAGGUCACUCCCAAAGAUGGCUAAAGACUCUACAACAUGGGACCUUGGAAAUAAAAACAACAACGUCACAUCAGUCAACAACAGAAAAAAAGGAAAUCAAAGUAGAAUAUCUAUCCAGUGCUUAGGAUGUGUGUUUAUGGCGUGAGGCGAGCGGGGGCUCGUGAAGCUCGUCAAAUAAUAAUAAAAAAAAACGACAACAAAAAAACACGGAGGUAACGAGUGUAGAAACUGGAAAGAUGUUCAAAAUGUCAGAAAAAAAAAGACACAAGAAGAGGAAAGAGGAAAAAACCUGAGUGCUCUAAUUGGGGCGCUUUGCUGAGACCAUGGCCAUGUUCAACACUGCUAUUGUUUUCAAUAAGCAUCAUUUUUAAUCACUUUUUCUUUCAUAAAAACAGCUUUUUGGAAAGGAUGAACACUCUCCAAAAGAUACAAAAACAAAACUUGCCUUCCUUCUUUGUGCAACAGCUUUCAAUGUAUUAUUAACACGUACUGUGUUUAUUCUCCAUUCAUUAUUGUUUGUUGCAUCAGUUCUAUCAUUUCAGUUCACGCCAAUCAUUCCUCGUUUUCUUUCUUGUGCCUUUUCCACUUAUGACUUUCUUCAAGUUUCUGAUUGGCCAACAACAGCUGACUAAAAGCGCCAAUAUUCCUUGAACUCUAAGCGUUUAAAUACAAGUAUAUUGUAAUGCCUUUAAUGUGAACAGAGAUUGUUAGGACACACAAGUAACGAAUGAAAUGAUGAUUGCUUGAAAAAAAUAGCAGCGUUCACACGGACAUCGCCUUCAAAUAAAAAGUGAGCACCUCUUUCUCGCCAUUGUUUACCUUAAUAAAUUAUGACCUAUAAUAACUAUACAUGCCAGGUAGAAAAAAAGUACCUAAUUUUUUUAAAUAACAGACCCAAACUAUGCCACUUUUUCUAAAAAAGACGUUUAAAGGUGAGCUAAGGAGACAAAAUAGUUUUUCGUACCUGUUGAAAAUACAGUGAAGAGAUUCAGACUAUUUAGAAACUCUACAGUAGCGUUGUGAAUUUAAGAGGCGCUUGUAAGACGCCUUUGAGUGUCCAGCUAAGAAAUGGCCUCAAGGGACUGUGGGUCUGGUGGGUCAUGAGCGCCGGAUUGUGUAAGACUUUUUGCAGCAUUAGAAGUUAAGACUACGACAUCCCCACUCCAUGUGAAUGCACGUUUGGCACAUUUUGUGUAAUAAUAAUAAUAAUAGUAAUAAUAAUACACUACUCACAAAAGGCUCCACCCCACAGGAUGUUGAAUUGGAAUUACAAGAACUGGAAUUAAACGCAUUGCAAUUCAGAAAAAUUCCUUAUAGCCAAAUAACAAAGAAUUACAUGUUUUUUAUGGUCACUUUUUGCCUCAACUACUAAAAAUACUUUACACACACUAAGAUGAAACACAAAUUCCCUCCAUUUUCAAAACAGUGGAACCUCGGCUAGCGUAUGCCCCCGGUUAGCAUGUUUUUUGGUUAAUGUCGAACAUUUACGGCAAAAUUUUGCCUCGGUUUGUGUACCCGUUUAGCACACACUAGGGCGCGUUUUGUCGUGUUACUAAUACACUGCAUGAGUCCAACUGUGUUGUUAAUGUCAUUUUUUUUUUAUCACAAAACGUCCUUGUUAGCAGUCUGUUAGCUUGCUAAUACGUGGAAACAGGAACUGUCUAUCUAGCGGUUGACUUUGUAGUCCUUUCGUAACGAACACAAUUAUGCCACAAGCCUCAAAAAUGUUGACACAAAACAUGUUUUCAUAGUUUUACAUGCAUGAAACAACUGUAAAUGCAUAUAAAUGACCAAUGAAAGGGUUAAAUGGAACAUUUAAGGUUACUUUUACCUUGAUUGAAGACGGAAUUGUUGCCGUAGUCACGAUUUGGCAGCAGAAUCAACACCACCACCUUCGUGUUUUGUGUUAUUUUUUUUUUAUUUCAGUAGUGUUUCUCACCUUCUUUAUCAAAGUGCUGGCACUUUCUUUGGCUCCAUUGUGGUUUAUUUUGCCGCCAUAAUGAAAAGAAAAGCAGAGACUUGAGGUGAGAAACACGACUGAAUUCAAGAAACUGCUAUGACGGAGGUGGUGGCCGUGUUGAUAUCAAUGCCACGUCGUGUCUUUGUCUCACGUCCUCAGUUAAGGUAAAAGUAACCUAAAAUGUUCAUUUACUUCUUUCAUUCAUCAUUUAUAUGUAUUUUUAAGUCUUUUCUGCAUGUAAAACUAUAAUUGUAAAACUAUAAAAAUGUGUUUUGGUUUUCUGGAAUGGACUAAUUAGACAUACAUGAUUUCUUAUGGGAACACUUGAUUUGGUUUGAGUCAGACUUCUGGAAUGGCUUAAUGACACUAUCCAAGGCUCCACUGUACUUGGAUAAAGUUAAGCAUUCGUGGAAAUUAAGUAUUUUUCCACUAUUUUCCAUAAUUUGAAAGUUAUAAGUCAUCAAAUUAUCUGAUCUGUUUCACAGAAGAUGCUUUCAUUCUUAAUUGUGGAUGAAAAACAGGCUGCUGUAAUGAAAACGUAACGUGUACAUGAGGUUCAUAGUAAUAACAUUUCUACGCACGUAUGGAAAACGGUCACAUAUGGAAUAUACGAUAAAACCGUGGUUCUCAACUGGCUUGACUGCAGGACCCACGAUCACCCUCAACGACCAGAGGUGAUCCAAAUUGCGGAAACUCAAACUUUUCAAAUAUUUGACAUUUAAAGGUUCCAACAGUUUCACGGCUGCCUAGGCACACACCUCAUGGCGGCUUAGCAAGCAACGACGUAAGGUGCAACGUAAGGUGCAUUCGCGAACGUCGGGUCAUUACAUUAUUAUUAUUAUUUUUUUUGCCAAGUCAAAAACUCUCAGUUGAUAAUCACUCCUGUAAAGCAUCCGUCCAUCAUGAUUGUGGAAUACAGUCCUCCCCCAUUUAUCACGGUUAACUGGUUACAGACCUGGCUGUGAUAAGUGAAAGUAGGAUUUAAUAUGAAUUAACUGAAUAUUUUUGGAGCUAAAGCACAGAAAACCUUUUUAUGACUUUUUAAAUACAGUUUUUAACAUUAUUAGAGCUCUGUAGACAUGAACUAACACCCCUAUAGUCACCUUUACACUCUCAUUCUUUGUUUACACCAUAUUGCUUAUGCCCACACUGCAGGGGCAUAAGAGACGGCUGCCACUAGCAUAAAAAGCUACCGAGCUAACUAGUAGGCCUCCAAUUUAUUUAUUCUAAACUUAAGAAAGUGUUUCAAAGUAAGAAGCCAAAAACGUACCACUUCCACACAGAACGGGAGGAGAAAGUUUUUUUCACUAUAUCAUGUCGGACAUGCCAUGGCUGACCACAUGCAGUGUUAAGGUAAUGUAAUGUAAGGUAAUGUAAGGUAACGUCUCAUCACUUUUCAAUGACAAAACAGCGAUCAUUUUUUAAUUAAUUUUGGAAAACCGCGACAGAGCGAGGGAGCGACGACUGUACGCCAAAAUGACCGCUAGGAAUUUCAUGGAAUUUCACUUCUACUGCCUUCAGUCUGAAUUUGAAUUGCAAUUCUACUUCCUGCUUGCAUCCUCAAUUCAAAUCCGUGGAACGGAACUGGAAUUUGGGAGACAUUCUUACUUGAAUGUGUCAUUUUGCACAAAAGCCCGAUGUGAAUUCAAAUGUUUCAAGAUGGCCAAAUGAAGUCCACCUGUAAAGGUUUAGCCUCACGCUCAAAUUUCACCCGAAAGCCGAAUAUGUAACCUUUUGUGAGUAGUGUAAGUAGAAAAAGACUUGUCCUAAUGUUGCCUUACAAGGGAUUUUGGCUCAUCCUGCGUCUCACCUUUUGUACCAAACAAACAAAAACAUUCACAAGCUGGCACGUCAUACCUGAGCUGGGAUAUAUAUAAUAUAUAAAAUAAAAACAAAACAACAACAGUAAUGUCAUGUAAGCAGUUUGUCCAAGAAAACAACAUUUGACGCACUGUUUGUUACGGUGGCCGACAGGGGCGAACACGCAGCAGAUGAUCCAAAACCACACGUAAAACACCGUAAAACAAUUGAAAAAUGCUGCAAUCAUUUAAACGCUUCAGGAUCAGGAACAAAUGCAAAAUAAAAAUGCUGCAAAUGCCAAAAAACACACACAAACCCCAAAACAACUGCAUGAGAGAAAUGCUGCAAUGGGAGUUAGCAGAGCUACCAGGGGCGCCAGACCUGAGGGACGCCCGUCUUUAAAGACGUAAGAAGUCAUCUUUUACAGUGUUACAGAGCAAGAGUUGAACAAAGACGUAAAUAAAAAUGCACCUUUUCAUUCCGCCAGCUUUCUUCUGGGCAUCCCGCUCGCAUCUGUAAGAACACGUCCCUCAGGUCUGGUCUUGCAGCGUUUCUCUCGUUCAGUUCUUUUUGGGCUUUGUGUGUGUUUUGGCAUUUGCAGCAUUUUUCGUUUGCAUUUGUUUUUUACCUUGCAGUGUUGAUGUGGUUGCAUGUGUUUUAUGAUGCCCUUUCCGUUUGGUCGUUUGCCCCCUGUGGGCCACCGUAGUUUGUCGAGAAAUGAAUGUAAGACUGGAAGAUUUGAUAUUCAAACUUCCAAAGUCAUUUCAAGUCGUGCCAGUCCAGAGUUUGUACAGGCGGCAGAAAAUCAAAGACGAGAAGUAAAAACAUGGAGAUAAUAAAAAGUAGCGGACUCCUUAAAUAUUGAAGACGAAGCAAGCACGGCGUCAUGUGACCAGCUCGUCUCACUGGGACUGUCAAAGGUCAUUGUCAGCCAUCUGUUCUCUCGUGAAGACUUGUUGUCUCUGUGAGCGCGCUCAAUUGGCGCUGAUGUCCUCCUGCGUCUCGUGCUCGCUGCUAUAGUCCGACUUGGGCUCGUCCUCAAAGUCCUCGUACAUGUCAUUGUCGUCGUCUCCGUUGGCGCCAUUGUUGCCGCCGCCGGGCUCGGCCUUGACGACGCCGUACGCGCUCUGGAUGACGGGCACGGCCGGCUCGGGGCUGGCUGAGUUGCUGGAGCAGUCUGAGGUCAGGUGGGGCGAGGGCGUGGCCGUCGUUGCCAUGGUCAUGGCACCCGGGUAGACACCCAUGCCUCCCGCGCUGUUGCCAAGGGGAAUGGGAGUCUGAGGCCUGCGGGGGGAAGAUGAAAUAUUAACACACUGUUCAUCACAGGAACCAUGUUCAUGCUCAGCUACUUCCACAUUUAUCAACCCAUUCAAACUAUUCUAACGUCAAAAUGUUAAACUCAUUUGGGAUGCGCGGGCUAUCUGUCAACACAUUGCAAAAAAUUCCUGCAUUUUCCGUGAUUCCACAUUUGACGAGAAAAAUGAGCACUGAAAAGGAAUGGACAGAAGUUCAACAUGUCUCACAUUUGUCAACCGAUUCAAACCAUUCCAAGGUGACAAAGUUGAGCUCAUUAAGGACAUUCGGACUAACAAUUGUCCUCAUUCAAACCAUGCCAACAUCCAAAUGUGCAGCACAGAGGGAGUCUAAUUGUGACAUUCCCAAACUCACCAGUUUUCCCAGAAUUUCACAUUUUCCAAACACAAAUUCCCUUUCAUCUUAAGAAUUGUUACUACUUUCGCAUUUCUCAACCGAUUCAAACCAUUCCAGCAUUAAAAUGUUCAGCUCAUUCGAGGCAUGCAGCUAUGCAUGCAUCUAUUGAAACAUUCCCCAAAAUAUCCCACAUUUUUCAUAAUUCUACAUGUUCCAUGACAAAAUUCCCACUGAAAAUGAAUGCACCAUUUUUACGAGUUCCACAUUUCCUAACUAAUUUAAACCAUUGUGGGACUAACGGUAUUGUAUUCCACAUCCAAAAAAUGUCCACUUUCCUGAAAUUCCAAAUUUGCCACAACACAAAUUCCCUACUUCCACAUUUCUCAACUGAUUCCAGCAUCAAAUCAUUCAGGUUAACAAUUUUACGCAUCCCCAAAAUUUCUACAUUUCCCGUGAUCCCACAUUUUCCGAACAGCAUUUCAGUUCCGCUUCACAAACUGCCUUCUUGAUGCUACCCACUAGGCCGCCGUAAGCGCCUGGGCUGCCUUCGAAAGGUGAUCUAGUUGCAGGUUCGGGGCACCACCAGUGCAGUGCUUGCUCAGGAAUGGUAGCAGGCAGGCGUGAGUGCAUCUGCACGCAUAGUAAAGUGAAGACUUUUGGAAGAUGGCUUGGUGUCAAGAAGGUCGCAAAGAAGCCACUUCUCUCCAGGAAAAAAAUCAGGGACAGACUGGUAUUCUGCAAAAGGUGCAGGGAUUAGACUGCUGAGGACGGGGAUGAAGUCAUUUUUUCUGAUGAAACCCCUUUCUGAUUGUUUGGGGCAUUGGGGCAUCCAGAAAAAAAGCUUGUCCAGAAAAGAAAAGGUGAACGCUACCAUCAGUCCUGUGUCAUGCUAACAUUAAAGCAUCCUGUGACCAUCCAUGUGUGGCGUUGUUUCCCAGCCAAGGAAGUGGGUUCAUUCCCAAUUUUGCUUAAGGACACAGCCAUGGAUGAAGCAUGGUACCAAAACAACCUCCGGAGGCAGCUUUUCCCAACCAUCCAAGACCAUCUUAGUGACGAACAAUGCCUUUUCCAAAGGCAAAAGUGAUAACGAAGUGGCUUGGGGAUCAACAUAGUAGCAUAGUAACAUCUGACAAAAACAUCUAAAAACACUGAAGCAGCGAACUUUGUGAAAACCAUCGCUUGUCUCAUUCUCAUCACUUUUGGCCACGACUGUAGUAGGCGUAGUAUCCGUAUUAUUAAUAUCAGUGCCAUCGAUUGGCUGCUCCUACUAGCAUGUAUGUGAACUUCACGCUUGAGUACGGAAACUGCCAAUGGACAUUUUCUCUCUCCGGUGUCGCCCGAGUCAAUUAUGGCGCUGGGCUGUGACAAGCUGACUCCUACUGGAGGUGAAAAAAACAACAGAGGUCUUGUUGGUGCGGCUCUGAUUGAAAGAGCAGGCCUCGUCGUCUUUGCAUUAGCUUGACCACACACAGUAAAUGUAGCAUUCAAACAUCUGCUUACAUUUCAUAUUCCACCGCCGCUGUCUGCGGCCGCCAUUGUCCUCGUUUCAUAAAUGACACGCUAUUAAACAUGGCUGCUGUUGGAAGCCUCUGCUAAACCCAUCUAAGACGCUGACGGCUGUAAACACACACUGCCGCCUGGAUUGGAUUAGCACAAUGCCACUGUUUCUCCUUUUGCAGCACAUGUUUCUCUCUAGCGGGGAAAAGCAGUGCAGGGAAUUCAGAGAAGCGACGACAAAGAGGCACAUUCCCUUCAACAAAGUUGGAAUUUGUCUUUUCCAAUAGCUUGUAAUGAGCCAGAAAAAAGACAAUUACACACACAAAUUGUAUAUACUGUUAAGUAUAAUACAAAAUCAAAAUAGAAUAAUGGAGAGAAAUACUGUGUAUUGUGGGAAAUUAAAUUGUGUAGUAGGGGCAUGUAAGGUAAUAUCAUGUAAUGUUGUGAUCGGCGUUAAAAGGCAUUUAUCGGCAUAAACCGGUCACAGGCUUUUCCACGGAAAUCGCAUCCCUAUGAGAUGUAGGGAGGGAUGAAUGCAAGUCAUAAAUCAAUACAGUAUCUGUUAGCAGUAAGCCAUAAGCGUCUCUUUGCUAGCAGUAGCCACUCACCCAACAAAGAACUGCCUCAUCUCCUGGCGUCGCGAGCGCAUCAUUUGCUUGUAUUCGCCGAUGCGCAGCUUCUUGCCAUCGAUGAUGCAGGUCCUCUUGGGCCGCGGCUUGUACUUGUAGUUGGGGUACUUCUCCAAGUGGAUCUUGCUGAGGCGGGCCUGCUCCUCGUAGUACGGCUGCUUCUCCUGGUUGGUCAUGGCUUUCCAGCGAGAACCUUAUAAGGCACAGCCAGAUUGUAGAGAAACAUGUACAGGAAUGAUACUUGUAGCGUUGGAAAGGCCCCGCAUUUUUCCACAAGUCGUUUGGCUGAGCUUUUAGCUUUCUUCUGGUUACGUGGAUGUACAGCAUGUGGAUGUUAAUACUGUAUAUGUGGUUUAGCAAUGAGAACCAUGCUGGCCCCUGUACCAGGUUAAAGAUCCUCAAUAUUUGAAACAAAGAGUGCAACUACUUGAAUUGGACAGUCCGGAACCAGAGGGCGGACGUUUAAUCACAAGACUCGCUGCUGUUUAUCAACGUUCAUCACAAAGAGACCUCACACUUUAGUGGAGGCGGAAACAGAGAAGCCAAAGUGCAGCUGUGUUAUAACGUCACACAUGAAUUGUACACAUGAACCCCAGUACAAACACCAUGUACUGUACUGUACUUCUAAACAGGCCCGCCAGCCCUCCAUCCAUCAGCUUGCUAGCAAGAGUUAACGACACUAAAGAUGCAAUUACAGGAGCUUUCUUUUUGACCUUGUUGCCAAAUGUUCCUAAUUGUAUUCAGCUUAAUUACCAAAGUCAGGUAUGUGCAGUAAUUAGUCAUUUGUUUACACUUCCCAAAGGUCUCUUUAUGCUCUUAGGAGGGAUUCCAGAGGGAGGGGGCUCUCACUCCAGAAGCAGUUCGAGAUUUAGCAAAAGAUGUGCCUUAUUAAGAACACUUUAAAUGUCCUAAAAUGUGCCCUAAACAGCUUUAUGCUUGACCUGAACUCAUCAAACCCUCAAGUAACGUAUAGGAAACAUUUUGGAGGGGUUGUCACGUCACUGUCCCUGCAUAUGGCUUCCCCAAAAACGGCAAUGUGUUACGCAAGCUAAUUUCCAAAGGCUUAUUUUUUGCCAUUGAAGUUCAUUUUAAAUCCAUUUAACAAUUUCAGUGCUCUGAUAGGGUGUCAAAUGUUACAAUUCAACUGUUCGUAAUAUAUUUAUGCAGUGAAUUAAUAUAAAACAAGCUAGGAAAAAAUGGCUAUCGGGCUUUUAGCCUUAUAAUUGCUGUGGAAAGUCACAAUACCAAAAAUGCUAAUAAGCCACUCAAUAAAUGUCACUAUUUCAAUAAUUUUGAAUGAAUAUGUGUUUUUUUCCGUUUAAGUGGAAAUACAUUUGUGGUACUAACAAAUUACAACACAUAAAAAUACAUGCACCAUGGAGAAUGUAACAUCUAAGUAUUUUAGUAAAAAACAGCAAUGUCUUCGUCGUGUUCCCCUUGGUCUGUGCUUUAUAUCAAUUUACAUUAAACUAGGACGGGCGUAUUUGGAUGAUCAAAAGCCAGGACACGCCGACCAGCAAUGAGAUACUCAAAUGAUACUCUAAGUUGAAUUAAAGAUGCUUUAUAAUUUCAAUACAUUUAAAGUAUGUCUCCUCUGUAUGGACAGAAAAUGGGUAAAAUAUUAACAAUGAAUUAUUCAAUAUUUAAUCAUAAUUUACUUCAUUUAAUUUGUUAAUUUAAUAAUAAAAUAUGAAUGUCUACAACCAAUGACACAAAUUCACAUAAGCUUCUCAGAGGUUACUAAACGUGUUUUGGUAUGCCUAAAAGAAAGUCUCUUUCAUAAGUUGCAAAAAUAUAUAAAGUCUCUGGAAUUAAAUAAUGAUGGAGAUAAUGUCUCUUCUGUAAUAGAAAAUUCCACCUGUAAGAAAAUAAUAGCUCUCUUUUCAAGUCAUAAUGGAAAAAUAACUAAAAAAUAUGGAAUUAUAUUAGCUAAUACUGUAUAAUGGCCCAAUGGAAACCAGGACAUUUUAAUUACUUUCUAAAAAAACAAAAAAAACAGGACGUUACUGUAAACACCAAUGGCUCUGGCUACAUGUACUCCACAGUUUGUAGUCAUACUGCUGCUUUUGCAGUCACUGUGACACUGAUGAGCACAGAGGCUGGCCCAGUAGAUAUCGUCACCUUACUGUGUGCCCUUAUGUCAUCUACGCUUUCAAGUCAGUGGUCUGAUUGGCCCGGACAAGCCAUGCAGUCACGGUGAAGUCACGAAAGUGGACAAAACGGAAAGGAAUCAACCAUUUCACGCUAAUGUUCAUCAAAGUGGUGACAAGUUCGGACUUAGCUGGGAAACAUUCUCACACUCGUGAAACUAAAGUGAAACUAAGGACAUCCAAUAGAAGAGGUAGACAGUGGGGAAAAUAAAUAGUUGAUGGCCUGGUAUGAUGGUACUGUACGUGCUAUUUGAAUCACUGAUAACAUGAAGUCCUCACCUAGAAUCUUGCUGAUGUUGGAGUUGUGCAUGUCAGGGAAGGUCUGCAGGAUUUUCCUCCGCUCGUCUUUGGCCCACACCAUGAAGGCGUUCAUGGGCCUCUUGAUGUGCGGCUCGCUGUUGUUCCUGCCUCGCGCCUCCCGGAACACUCGCGCCUCCGUGAUGUUGCUUCCUGCGGGAACACCAAGGGGCUUCAGUCAUUCAGUCUAACUUAUUGUUAUUACAGGACCAACGCACAAGCAUCAUAUACUGUAUAAACAUGCAACAACAUCAAUCCAAGUGGUCGAGGCAGACGUCCGUCUCACGCCGACUCUUGCUUGUGUUUGAGGUUUCUUCGUCUUUCCUUCAUUCAAGUCCCUAACUUGAACUAGCGCUGUUUAAUAGUAAUAAAAAAAUGAAAUAAAAACGAAUGGUAUGGAAAUGAUGGUCAGCCACAGAAUGAGGUGAUUCUUUUCUGUCUUGAUUUGAAGAAACUUUGUGUUCUUUAAGCUGAGAAUGUAACUUUGCUGGAUGAAUGAAAACAAAAUGCUGCAGAGGCUCAAAUGUUGACAUUGAAAUGUUCUGUUUGUCCAUGGAGGCUCUCCUUCCUCAGCUUGACAAUAAAUAUUUGUACUUGCUGAAUACCUCCAUCGAUGUGCAGCAAACUCUUCGAUCCUUGGAUUGAAGUUAGUCUCUGUUUACUCCCUGUAGUGUUCUAGUACAUCUGCAUCUACAUUAGCAACGUCGCCCUAAGUGUGAUUUAGCAGAAGAAGAAGUUGAGUGGUCACUCACCAUCCAGAUCCUCUGGUCUGGUGAGGUCAAUGACUCGAUGGACCAUUUUCCCAGCAUCCUCACCCAGCUUG